UCCAAAAACAAAUUUUUUAUUCUUUCAGGGGUGUCAAACUCAUUUUCAUCGCGACCCAGUAUGACGGUGAAAAGCAUAUAAAUGUAUAAUGUUAUUAUUCCAUAUACCACAUUGCUGCUGUAUUUUAUUGCUCGUUUUAACAUCCACUCUAAUUCGGAAUCAGAUGUCAUGGAAAUAGUGGCUGUAAACUGUCGUCCUCAUGGUCCUAGCGCCGUCACCAUCUGACAGCCAGCAAGCCCAAACGCACCACCGCUUGCAACAAGAAAUACAGUCGUGCGAGCUGAGUCAUUUUUUUCUUUCUUUCACGCAUUAUUAAUCAGCUAUUAAUGCCCUGCUCCAGGUUGGGAAACGCCGGUAUAAAUCAUCUUCGGACAGAAAGAUGGCUUCCCCCCAGGCCGGUAGCCCGCCUCCCUCGGAGCAAUACACACCCCCGCCGCGAGACGAGGAGAGCCAACGGGAGGACGAGGCGGCGAGGGACGCGCCCGUGAAAAAGCGGGGCAGGGGCCGGCCCCCGAAAGCCAAAGCGUCAUUCAAGUGCCCGUCUUGCGCGGAGGCCUUCAGGAGCGUGUCGGCGCUGCGCGGCCACAAGCUCUCGGCGCACGCCAAGGAGCGCCCCCAGCAGCACCACGUUUGCGUCCAGUGCCAGAAGAGCUUCUCCAGCAAAGCGCAUCUGUCCAAACACGAGAGCACGCACUCGGCCCAGCGGCCCUUCCAGUGUUCCGACUGUCACAAGGCCUACAAGACGCCCACCGAGCUGCGCAACCACAGCCGCUCGCACACGGGCGAGAAACCUUUCGUGUGCGCCGAGUGCAGCAAGGCCUUCAUGCAGGCCAUCUGCCUGAGGAUCCACAUGACGCAGCACAACGGCGAGCGGCCGUACUCCUGCCGCCAGUGCUCCAAAAGCUACCCCACCUUGUCCAAACUCAAGGUGCACAUGCGCUCCCACACCGGAGAGAAGCCGUACUUUUGCGGCGAGUGCGGCAAGAGUUUCGCAGACCCCUCCGUCUUCCGCAAGCACCGACGGAACCACCAGGGCCACCGGCCCUACGCCUGCGACCAGUGCGGUAAAACCUACACGGAGUUGAAGGACCUGAAGAACCACGAGCGCUCCCACACCGGAGAGAAGCCCUUCCUGUGCGCCGACUGCGGCAAGGCCUUCUCCCGCUCGUCCUCGUUGGUGUGCCACCAACGCAUCCACUCCCAGAAGAAGCCCUACCAGUGCGAGCAGUGCGGCAAAGGUUUCACGCAGCUCUCCUCCUACCAGUCCCACCUCCGCACGCACUCCGGGGAGAAGCCCUUCCUGUGCCCGCAGUGCGGCAAGAUGUUCUCCGACCCGUCCAGUUUCCGGCGCCACCAGCGAGCCCACCUCGGUUUCAAGCCCUACCCGUGCGACAAGUGCUCCAAAAGAUUCCGGCAGCCGGCCGAUCUGGCCGUCCACGAGCGGGUCCACUCCGGGGAGCGGCCUUACAAAUGCCAGAGCUGCGACAAGGCCUUUGUGGCGUCCUGGGAUCUGCGGCGCCAUUUGCUCGUCCACACUGGCCUGCGGCCCUUCUCGUGCACAGAGUGCGACAAGUCGUUCACCGAGCGCUCGAGCCUCAACAAGCACCGCCGCGUUCACUCGGGAGAGCGGCCGUUCAAAUGCGGCGAGUGUUUGAAAUCCUUCGUGGUGUCCUCUAGCCUGCGCAAGCACGAGAGGACUCACGUGGCAGAGCAGGCCCAGCGGCGGAGGCAACCGGAGGAAACGGAGGCCGCGGGCUUCGCCGGCGACCACGCGGCCCUCCCGCAGUUCUCCUGCACCCGCUGCGACGCCACGUUCGGCACCUGGGACCAGGUCCAGGCGCACGAGAAUCUCCACGCCGUCGACCGGACUCCGGGCGAGACAGCGGGCCCGCUCACGUGCGGCACCUGCCAGGCGGAGUUCGCGGAGCCGUCGGAGAUGCGGGAGCACGAGAAGCAGCAUCCCAAACCCAGGCCUCACGUGUGCGCCAGCUGCGGCAAAGGCUUCCUCAACCGGGCCGGCCUGCGCAAGCACCAGAAGAUCCACUCCAGCAGUAAACCGCACAGCUGCUCCCAUUGCGGAAAAGCCUUCCUGUUCCCCGCCUACCUCCGCAAGCACUUACGGACGCACGUGGCCGCCUCGCAAUCCGACUUGAACAUCAUCCACACCGACCCGCUGCCCUCCCCUUCGCCGCCUUCCCCUUCGCCGCCUUCCAGCGACCCGCCGCCUGGCGCCGCGGAGGCCGGCGGCACCUCCCUGACCGUUCCCGUCACUGUGUCUGCAACCGCUUUCCACGAGUAUUUGAUCAAGGAGGAAGGGCUUUAAACGACACGUUCAUCUAGCGGCCUUGCGUGGAGUCGCAGGAACGUUCCCCGCCACAAACGGGCGAGAAACUGCGAGCGAUCGUCGCAGCCAUCGCCUUGCAAAGGGGCGGAAAAGCUUUUGGAAAGUUCCAGAAAGUUUCCAGUAUAUUUCAAUGAUAAUUCAGCUGGAGAAUCAUGGCGACAUUUCCCAAUAUGUACAAAUUAGGACUUGAAGGUAUUUUUAUGUAAGGAUAUAUAUAUAUAUAUAUAUAAAAUAAUCAAGCAAAAAAUUGUUUUGUCAAAAGCAGACAUUCAUGCAAUGUAGAUGCCCACGUGCAACGGCAUCAUUGUACCUUCAUUGCUGCAGUUUUUGGAAAAUGGAUUUGUCCAGCGCACAUUCUUGCCAGAUUUCUCACAAAAAGUAAUGCACAGAAGAUGAAUUUUAAUAUCAUGACCAAAUUGUUUUUUUUUUUUUGUAUGUCUGCUACGCUUGUCAAGUAUGUUGCUUUUCUAAAAGUUGUCCAGCUACACCAUGCAUAAGUUUUUUCAUGUGUUUUGACGAAGACACGUUGCCGCCUGCGGAUGUUUUUUUUGGGCUCCGGACCCCGCAAGGUUGCAAACAUACGGCGUUUGCCCCGUCACUGUACAAAUUUUAAUUCGAAAUAUCAAUUUUUGU
Messenger RNA from Syngnathoides biaculeatus (alligator pipefish), 2977 nucleotides. It is a transcript of the gene znf668, whose product is annotated as zinc finger protein 668. Gene Ontology annotation, molecular function: RNA polymerase II cis-regulatory region sequence-specific DNA binding; DNA-binding transcription factor activity, RNA polymerase II-specific. Gene Ontology annotation, cellular component: nucleus. The coding region runs from base 380 to 2323 and encodes 647 amino acids. The record is from RefSeq and is a predicted model, not a curated record. The transcript is spliced from 3 exons. Gene Ontology annotation, biological process: regulation of transcription by RNA polymerase II. NCBI's taxonomy places the organism in Eukaryota, Metazoa, Chordata, Actinopteri, Syngnathiformes, Syngnathidae.